This is a messenger RNA of Blastomyces gilchristii SLH14081, 1490 nucleotides long. Its product is annotated as dynein light chain. Gene Ontology annotation, molecular function: dynein intermediate chain binding. The record is from RefSeq and is a predicted model, not a curated record. The transcript is spliced from 5 exons. The coding region runs from base 484 to 927 and encodes 147 amino acids. NCBI's taxonomy places the organism in Eukaryota, Fungi, Ascomycota, Eurotiomycetes, Onygenales, Ajellomycetaceae. Gene Ontology annotation, cellular component: cytoplasm; cytoplasmic dynein complex. Gene Ontology annotation, biological process: microtubule-based movement.
UAUCACGUGGCAGUGAUGAUGGCAGUGAUUGGCCGAUCUGGUGUGGCUGGCAAGUGGCUGAGGUCUGACAUCACAUCAAACCGCUCCGCAAAGCGGUUUUGUCUGCAAACGAGGAAACCCUACUUGUGUUUCUUGGGCAAUUAGAGCAGCUUGGUCGAGAGCAAGGGAUGAUAAUCGCAUACUAUGUGUGCUACAGAAAUGCAUUUUCGAUCUCCUCAAGCUCUCUUACGAUCUAUGGCUGCUGGCACCCUUCGAGCUCCAAGGCGGCUGGCAGUUGAGUUGCCCUGGUUUCCGCGCUAAUUCCAGCCAAUCGCAUUUACCUGUCCCCUAAGCGCCUGCGACCCUGCUUACGCUUACCCAGCGUACAGUACACCGGAUGAAUGUUUACCUGGGAUAUGGCAUCCUCCAACCAUUUAUCCAUAUAUCCCAUUGAGGUUUUGCUUCCGUUUUUGAUAGCCAUUCUCAUAUUCUCGACUACUAAUCAUGGGUGGUGAAGCUGGUGCGGGCAACCUUCCUAUCCCAAUUGCGGACUUGACAGAAAUUGCGACCGAGGCAUGCGACACGGCAUUGGAAGAUGUUAAAGGCUACGUCCACGAACAAGUCGGCCAAUGGAGCUCUCAUAUAAUCAACACAGUCCUCCAAGCACUCAUCGCAGCCACAACGCCCGAUCAGCCCGACGACGCCGAACCCGAUACCCCCCAAACCCCACCAUACCGCUUCAACGUAAACUGUACGAUCAUACAACAAGGCGUAACAGCGUUAGAGACCCCAGAGUCUCGCGAGAAGGCUGGUAAGCGGGGGAUGCACUCCGCUUCCGGCGCAUACUGGGAUGUUAGCCGUGAUGGGAUGUGGACGUUCAAGUACCCGAACGCGGAAGAUAAGGGGCUGGAUUUGGUUCUGAAUAUUGUGUGGUUUGGGACGAAUUGAUUGUGCUUUGACGUGGUCUUUUUGUCUCUUAUAUAUCCCUCUUCUUUCUAUCUUCUUUCCCUCUUCUUCUCCAAUCAGCUGGCGGCCAUAGAUCUGGGCGAUAAAUCAUACCUAAGUUCUUAUCUACUAUUUACAUUUUCACUCCCUCUCUCUCUCUCUCUUUUUUUUUUUUUUUUUUUUUUUUUUUUUUUUGGUUUCUCGCCUAUAUAACUUGUUGGUUAGAUUUCCGAUUUAUAUACUGGAUGUUGACUGUAUCAUUGAGGACUGCUGCUUUUAGCUAGAUUCUAGCCGCCUAGGAUAACGAAAAGUGCACAUCUUGACCUAGUGAAUUCCAAGAGAUGUGUUUUGAACGGGGAUUCACGUUGCCCCCCCAUCAGUAUUCGCUUGUACUCUGUACUACCCUCCCUGUUAGAAGGGGCGGAUAACAGAUGGGGAAGGGGAUGAGUAAAGCUCCAUGUUGCACAAAGCACAUCGCCAGAUUGCACACCUAAGACAUAACAUAUAUAUACAUUCCAAACAAAGAGAAACACCGUUAUAUAAGUUCACCAUUUCAGCUAUUAGAC